This is a messenger RNA of Xiphophorus couchianus (Monterrey platyfish), 3509 nucleotides long. It is a transcript of the gene pomgnt1, whose product is annotated as protein O-linked mannose N-acetylglucosaminyltransferase 1 (beta 1,2-). Gene Ontology annotation, biological process: protein O-linked glycosylation via N-acetylgalactosamine. Gene Ontology annotation, cellular component: Golgi membrane. Bases 224 to 2182 code for a protein of 652 amino acids. The record is from RefSeq and is a predicted model, not a curated record. Gene Ontology annotation, molecular function: beta-1,3-galactosyl-O-glycosyl-glycoprotein beta-1,3-N-acetylglucosaminyltransferase activity. The transcript has 22 exons. NCBI's taxonomy places the organism in Eukaryota, Metazoa, Chordata, Actinopteri, Cyprinodontiformes, Poeciliidae.
GCAGCAGCCCACCGGAAGUAAACAGAGGCUGGAGCGCAGCGCCACAGGUAGCAUCAGGUAGCAUCAUGUAGCUGCGGCUUUCAGCGGGUUCUGCUGGUUCUGCUAAGUCUUUAAUCUGACUCGAACAUGAAGCGAACAGAACCAACCUCUGGGAGGAAUUUGUGACCAUGUGACUGUGGGCCCUAAGUGGGUCAGUUUGGGGUGCUGUUGUGGUUCUGAGGUGAUGGAGACCUGGACCCCGAACCCCCGGGCCAAGCCGUUCAUCCCGCGGCAGCAGAGGAGCUGGUACCUGACCUGGAAGUACCGGCUGACCCAGAGGAGGAGCCUCCGGCGGUUCUGUCAGGCCGGCGCCGUGCUGUUCCUCUUCGUCACCGUUGUGGUGAACAUCAAGCUGAUCCUGGACACGCGGCGAGUCGCUGAUGAAGACGCUGCCGAUCAGGAAUACGACGUUGUUCCCAACAUGGAGACUCCUCGCCGGCCGGCCAGCGGCAGGAGGGUUCUGGACAUCGAGGUUUACUCCAGCCGCUCCAAGGUCUAUGUGGCCGUGGACGGAACCACGGUUCUGGAGGACGACAUGCGGGAGCAGGGCCGAGGCGUUCACGUCAUCGUCCUCAACCAGGCCACCGGUCAUGUGAUGGCCAAGCGGAUCUUCGACACUUACUCCCCCCACGAGGAUGAAGCCAUGAUCCUCUUCCUCAACAUGGUGACCCGCGGCCGGAUCCUCAUCUUCACCGUCAAGGACGAGGGAACGUUCCACCUGAAGGACGCAGCCAAGAACCUGCUGAAGAGCCUGGGCAGCCAGGCAGCGCUGGGCCUGAGCUGGAGGGACAUGUGGACCCUGGUGGUGAAGAAAGGAGGUCAGGUGUAUGGAGAGAAGCACUCCAAGUCUCCGGCUCUAUCCACGUGGGGCGACCCGGUUCUGCUGAAGACCGAGGUCCAGCUCACCGCCGCUGAAGAGGCCGAGUGCCACUGGGCCGACACAGAGCUCAACCGGAAGAGGAAGCUGUUCUGCAGCAAGGUGGAGGGAUACGGCAGCAUCUGCAGCUGCAAAGACCCGGCGCCCAUCGAGUUCAACCCCGACCCGCUUCCCAGUAACAACGUCUUCAAUGUCCCAGUGGCCGUCAUCGCUGGAAACCGCCCCAACUACCUGUACCGGAUGUUGCGCUCGCUGCUCUCGGCUCACGGAGUCAACCCGCAGAUGAUCACCGUCUUCAUCGACGGAUAUUACGAGGAGCCCAUGGACGUGGUGGAGCUGUUCGGGUUGAAGGGCGUCCAGCACACACCCAUCAGCAUCAAGAACGCCCGCGUCGCCCAGCACUACAAAGCGAGUCUGACGGCGACCUUUAACCUUCACCCUGAUGCCGGGUUUGCCGUGGUUCUGGAGGAGGACCUGGACAUCUCUGUGGACUUCUUCAGCUUCCUGAGUCAGACCAUCCACCUGUUGGACCAGGACGACAGCCUGUACUGCAUCUCAGCCUGGAACGACCAGGGCUAUGAGCACACAGCGGAGGACCCUGCCCUCCUCUACCGAGUGGAGAGCAUGCCCGGCCUGGGCUGGGUGCUGAAGAAGAGCAUCUACAAGGACGAGCUGGAGCCAAAAUGGCCGACCCCCGAAAAGCUCUGGGAUUGGGACAUGUGGAUGAGGAUGCCGGAGCAGAGGAAAGGCAGAGAGUGCAUCAUUCCCGACGUCUCGCGCUCCUACCACUUCGGCAUCAUCGGCCUCAACAUGAAUGGAUAUUUCCAUGAAGUUUAUUUCAAGAAGCACAAGUUUAACACAAUUCCCAACGUUCAGCUGAGGAACGUGGAGAGUUUGAGGAAAGACGCAUACGAGGUGGAGAUCCAGAAGCUGCUGAGGGAGGCGGAGCUGCUGGAUCACUCCAGGAAUCCCUGCGAGGACUCGUUCGUCCCGGACACGGAGGGCAAGACCUACGUCAUGUUCAUAAAGAUGGAGUCUGAGCUGGACACGUCCACCUGGACCGAGCUGGCCAAGUGCCUCCACGUUUGGGACCUGGAUGUUCGAGGAUAUCACAGAGGACUCUGGCGGCUCUUCAGGAAAAGGAACCACAUUCUGGUCAUUGCCGUGCCGAUCUCUCCGUACUCCGUGAAGAAACCGGCCGCCCUCGCCCCCAUCCACCUGGAGCCGCCGCCCAAAGAGGAGGGGGCGCCGGUGGAGCAGCUGUAGACCCAAACGCCGGCCUGGUCCACCAGAACCAGAACCGAAACCGGACAGGAAACUCUCCUGGAACUUUGGGUCUCAGAACUGAGUCAGUCUGGAGACGGAACGGUUCCAUUAAACCCAGUAAGAACUGGAACCCAGAAUGAUCCCAGUUAUUAAUAUGAACUCUUCAUGUUCUGAACAUUUUAACAUUUCAGAGAGAGAAAGAAACUGAAAUCUAUUUUUAGACAAUUAGAACCGGCCAGAUUUUCACCAAACCGGUUUAAUGUUCAGAAUCUGGAUCCUGGAGGACGGAGUUUUAACCUCAACCUGCUGCUUACGAGGAAUCGACCUCUGACCCCCCGAGUUUGGAGAAACUACUGAACUCUGAACAUUUCAGCUUUUUAUGUUUUCAACCUUUUAUAUUUACACUAAAGUUCUGAUUGGUGGAUUUUUAAAUGUUACAACUUUUAAGACUCAAAAUUAUUCAAACGAUGACAGACAAGAUUAUUGAAACUGGAACCUGGACUGGAUCUGGUUCUGCAGAAUCUCAAGCAGAACUUCCGAUUGGUUCUGCUCUGGGUUCGGCAUCAGUUGAGGGACGUUCUGAACAGAACAUUAAAGUUUUUACUCUUUGUUUUGAAUCCAGACUGAACUGAAACAACACUGGACUCUACCGCCCUCUGGUGGCCGUUGCAGACCUGACAGAUUCUUCCACAUGAAGCCCGGUUGGUUCUGGCUGCUGAGCUUCAGCUUUUAGGAACAAAAUGAAAUAAAUCCUGCCCAUCCUGGAGGCAGCAACGUGUUCAGGUUCAAUUAGGUUUUAGCCGUAAAAAAGUCCAGAUUUUUGUUGAUGAUGUGAGGAACAGAAUCCGACCGGAUCCGUUUUCCGGAGAAAAGUUUGUUUAUUAAACGUUGGCAGCAUUUAUUCCAGUUUAUAUGACAGCUUUAGGACCAGACUAAGAAAGGAAAAAAUAAUUAAUAAUGUCCAAAUAUUACCAGAAUAAAAUCACAACAAUAUAAAAUCGUCAUAUUAAUAUGAUAAUAAAGACAUAAUAAUGCUAGAAUAAGAGUUAAAAUACCAUAAAACUUUAUGUUCAUAUUAUUUAAGCUUUCAACACUUGUACUUUAUUGUCAUAAUUAAUAUUGUUUAGCCUGGCCCUAAUACUCCGUUGUUCGUUCAAACCCAAAUUAUUCAGGUUUAAAUGUGAGUCUCAUCUGAACUCCAGGUUUUCUGUUUGACUUUAUGGUUUUUUAAUUUUAGUUUGCCGUGAAGCAUCUCAGUGACUCGUCUUGGGCUGAACGUCUCAGAUGUUUUAUUUCUCUGACUGAAUAAAGAUGUUUUUAACAUUUU